AUGAAGAUUGAGAAAGUUCUGAUUGCUGACGAUAUCGAGAAAGAAUGCACUGAUCUGUUGAAAGCUCACGGAAUUGAAGUUACUGUGAAAACUAAACAAACUAACGACGAACUAAAACAAUCUCUGGCAGCUCACGAUGCUGUGAUUGUUCGAAGUGCAACUAAGAUGUCAACUUCAGAGCACAGUUUAAGCACUCGUGUAGAAAAUCUGGCAAGUCCGGGCCCUUGUUUCGUUAACGACUGUUCUUUUUUGGAAGAACUAGCAAAAGAAGAAAAAGCAGCUUGGACUAGUUUUGAUUACGAAAUCACUGAUGAACUCAUUAAAGCUGGUGCAGCCGGUCGUCUGAGACUGAUCGGUAGAGCUGGCACUGGAGUAGACAACAUCGAUGUCCCAACUGCUACUGCUAACAAAGUACUUGUCAUGAAUACGCCUCGUAAUGUAGAUGGCUAUUUUUAUCCUUGUAAGAUCUUGGUGUACUUGAUACAGACAUUUUCAGAGGCCAACUCUCGCUCAGCAGCCGAGCUAACCUGCAUCCUUAUUCUGAGUCUAACACGACAUGUUCCUCAAGCUGAUGCAUCCAUGAAAGCUGGCAAAUGGGCUAGAAAGGACUAUAUGGGAGAAGAGGUCUUCGGUCGCACUCUUGCAGUAAUAGGCCUUGGCAGAAUCGGUACCGAAGUCUCAACUCGUCUUCAAGCUUUUGGAAUGCGAGUCAUUGGUUACGAUCCAAUGUGCACAAAAGAG
This is a messenger RNA of Cylicostephanus goldi, 741 nucleotides long. Lineage: Eukaryota; Metazoa; Nematoda; Chromadorea; Rhabditida; Strongylidae. The record is from the annotation of a GenBank genome assembly.